GUGGGAAUUGGUAUAGCAGCCAAUGGCUAGACCUAAGUAGCAUUGCCUCCCUUUUUAGACAGGGUAUGUGCUCUCUUAUUUUUAUUUUAUUUUAUUUUGUGUGUGUAUUUAAGCCAGAACGAGGGUGAGUUUUCAGUGUUUCCUUCCCAGAGUUGAGGCAUCCUUUGGACCAGGAAUGCAAGGUGGCCUGGGAAGGGAGACGUUAUCUCUGCUGGUUCUCUUGUCUACAGAAAAAAAAAACAAACCAAACUCCUUAGCUUAGCACACAGGGUGUUUCUGAUCUGGCUCCAUCCGACCUUUCCAGCUCCAUCCUCUGUCUUUUCAUCUUCUAGGCAGGAUAGGCCCUUCCAGUGGCUUCAUGCUCUUGUCCAGGCUGUUUUCUCUGCUUGGAAUGCCUUUCCCUGGCCUCCUUAUUGCUGAACUCUGUGCUCCUCCAGGGCGGGCACCAUGUUGUACUCAUCUUUACCCCCAGCAUCUAGCAGUGUUGGCAUGUAGUAGGCCCUCAAGAAAUGUGUGUUGAAUGAACGAUGCCUGUGACAAGCAACUGGACUUUAUUCUUUCCUGACCCUUGCUCCUAUGACACACCUCUUCCUGGCUGACACUGUCACCCCUUCAGAGCAGGACUGCUUCUCUAGGGAAGCUGGAAAGGAAACAGCCAUGGCCAAGGACAUCCUGGGUGAAGCAGGGCUGCACUUUGAUGAGCUGAACAAGCUGCGGGUGUUGGACCCAGAGGUUACCCAGCAGACCAUAGAGCUGAAGGAAGAGUGCAAGGACUUUGUGGACAAAAUCGGCCAGUUUCAGAAAAUAGUUGGUGGUUUAAUUGAGCUUGUCGACCAACUUGCAAAAGAAGCAGAAAAUGAGAAGAUGAAGGCCAUUGGUGCUCGGAACUUGCUCAAAUCUAUAGCAAAACAGAGAGAAGCCCAACAGCAGCAACUCCAGGCACUAAUAGCUGAAAAGAAAAUGCAGCUUGAAAGGUAUCGGGUUGAAUAUGAAGCUCUGUGUAAAGUAGAAGCAGAACAAAAUGAAUUUAUUGACCAAUUUAUUUUUCAGAAAUGAACUGAAAAUUUCAUUUUCUAGCAGGAGGGCAAAAAAAAGAAAAAAAACCCACAACCCCCAAACCAAAAAAACCUCUGUACCAAUCCAGUGACUUGACUAAUGACUCAAGUGUGUUGUGUGAGAUGGUGUGUGAGGAAUGCAGCAUCUCUGAAGGCAAUAAAACAAAUCUGGGGGAGCUUGUUUCAGACGUCAGUGCCUAUCUGCAGGCGAACACCCAGUGGCCAUUGUGGUCCAGGUUCUCACCUCUUGCAUUCUCAGUCUGAACUGAGCAGCCUAUAAACUUUUUUUGUAAAUUCACAAAGCUUUGGAAGGAAAAGCAAUAAAUUAUUAUUUUCAAAUGGC
Molecule: messenger RNA, 1398 nt
Organism: Balaenoptera acutorostrata (minke whale)
Lineage: Eukaryota; Metazoa; Chordata; Mammalia; Artiodactyla; Balaenopteridae
Gene: IFT20
Product: intraflagellar transport 20
Biological process (GO): intraciliary transport; protein localization to cilium; centrosome localization
Cellular component (GO): Golgi apparatus; cilium; intraciliary transport particle B
Source: RefSeq, a predicted model, not a curated record